GCAUUUUGUUGUCACUUAAAUGAUGAAAUGUAUUUGUUCAUUAAGAGACAUUUCUAUGUACUGAUCAUUUCCUGCCAGUACCGCCAUUUUGUAACUUGCUUCUAGCAUUGUCUCAUUGCCACUUCUUUUCCGGUUAGCUCUCAAGCAAAGAUGCCUUCCGUGACGCUGAAAGACGUUGAUCAACACAAAUUCGUAAAGGCCUUCGCUGCCUUUUUGAAGAAAACUGGCAAAAUGCGAGUUCCAGAAUGGGUGGAUAUUGUGAAGUCUGCGCGCUUCAAGGAACUUGCUCCAUAUGACCCAGAUUGGUAUUACAUUAGGUGUGCAGCCUUGGUUCGUCACAUCUAUAUUCGCAGUCCAAUCGGUGUUGGAGCUGUAACGAAAAUCUUCGGUGGACGCAAACGUAACGGCACCCACCCCAGCCAUUUCUGUAGAUCUGCAGGUGGUGUUGCACGUAAAGCUCUGCAAAGUUUAGAACAGUUGAAGCUUAUCGAGAAAGCUCCACUUGGUGGACGUAAGCUUACCAGCCAAGGUCGUAGAGACCUAGAUCGCAUCGCAGCGCAAGUAAAGGCAAAAAGCAAAAAACAACUUAAGUUGCAAGAGACGCUUGUCCUUUAAUUUUUCUGUUUGUGUAAUAAAAGUGAAAAAAAUUUA
Frieseomelitta varia is the source of this 651-nucleotide messenger RNA. Its product is annotated as 40S ribosomal protein S19-like. The coding region runs from base 151 to 615 and encodes 154 amino acids. Gene Ontology annotation, cellular component: ribosome; cytosolic small ribosomal subunit. Gene Ontology annotation, biological process: ribosomal small subunit assembly; translation. Lineage: Eukaryota; Metazoa; Arthropoda; Insecta; Hymenoptera; Apidae. The transcript has 3 exons. The record is from RefSeq and is a predicted model, not a curated record. Gene Ontology annotation, molecular function: structural constituent of ribosome; RNA binding.